This is a messenger RNA of Thelazia callipaeda (thelaziosis nematode), 620 nucleotides long. The record is from the annotation of a GenBank genome assembly. NCBI's taxonomy places the organism in Eukaryota, Metazoa, Nematoda, Chromadorea, Rhabditida, Thelaziidae.
AUGAAUGUAAUUGUCUUUACGAUAUGUGGCUCAGUUGGUUUUAUCUUACUAGCCAUUGCAUCAGCAUGCAUAAUUCGUCGUCAAAAAUAUCCAAAUGUCAAAAAGCUAAAUGGAUUGAUUGAACCGCGCACCACUGUUGCUCUUAAAUAUAACAACGGGAAAAGUCCUGGAGGUUUAAAAAAUUCCCCAUCAUCACUUCCAUCUCCUCUCACCUCGGAUAGCUCAUCUUCCAGUCCAAUGUUGUCAACACGACCGCUUAUUGUCUCACCACAACAACAAUCAUUUAAUCGAAUUUCCCCUUCACAAUUGGGAUCUGAUCGAGGAUUUAUCAACUUUACUCUUAAUUACAGCAUUGAGAAUGAAACUUUACAGGUAAAUAUAAUAUGUUGUCGAGAUCUACCAGAACUCGUGAUUACAUCUGAUGGUCAGUGUUUGCUAGAGCCAUACGUGAAGCUACAAUUGCUACCAGAAAAACAACAUCGCGUGAAGACACGACUUGUUCGAGCAUCUCGUAAUCCACAAUAUGAUGAGGCGUUUUCUAUGUACGGAAUCCAUACAUCCCAACUUGUCACCACAAGUUUGCACUUCGCGGUUAGAUUAUUUUUGAUACAAAUUUAACU